AUGCCCGGCCUGCCGUUCCUUCUAUGCAGACUUGGUUAUGCUGUUAUUAAUUCGCCGCCUUCUCUUAUAGCAUCGGUCGACCUUGACGAAUGCAUCGAAAGGCUUUACAAGAAGAACCUACUCGCGGAAUCUGUCAUCGAGGCAAUAUGUGCGAAAACCAAAGAGCUGCUGAUGCAGGAGAGCAAUGUUGUGCAUGUACAAGCGCCAGUUACUGUUGUCGGUGAUAUUCAUGGGCAAUUCUACGACUUGAUCGAAAUAUUCAAGAUCGGGGGGUAUUGUCCCGAUACCAACUACCUCUUCCUAGGCGACUAUGUUGAUCGAGGCAUGUUUAGCGUGGAGACGAUUUCCCUUCUUGUCUGUCUAAAGCUACGAUACCCACACCGAGUACAUUUAAUCCGCGGAAAUCAUGAAUCUAGAGGAGUUACGCAAUCAUACGGGUUCUAUACGGAAUGUUCGAGGAAAUAUGGAAAUGCCAACGUCUGGCAUUAUUUUACAGAUAUGUUUGAUUUCCUCACGCUGAGUGUUGUCAUCAACGACCAAAUAUUUUGUGUCCAUGGAGGACUAUCACCCUCCAUUCAUUCUAUAGAUCAAAUCAAGAUAAUAGACCGCUUCCGCGAAAUCCCGCACGAAGGCCCUAUGGCUGACCUGGUCUGGUCCGAUCCCGACCCGGACCGCGACGAAUUCUCUCUAUCCCCUCGAGGCGCGGGGUAUACCUUCGGCGCGCAAGUCGUCAAGAAGUUCUUAGCAGUGAACAAUAUGUCGCAUAUCUUACGCGCCCAUCAACUCUGCCAAGAAGGAUACCAGGUCCUCUACGACGACCUCUUGAGUACGGUUUGGAGCGCACCAAACUACUGCUACAGAUGUGGAAAUAUGGCCAGUGUGUUGGAAGUUAGUGAUACGGGAGAGAGAUUCUUUAAUGUUUUUGCUGCGGCGCCGGAGAAUGAUGUGCAUAAGGGAGAUAUUCAGCAGGGGGGCCAGGAUAAGCUUGCGGAUGGGAACUCCCUGCCAGAUUAUUUCUUGUAA
Molecule: messenger RNA, 1023 nt
Organism: Venustampulla echinocandica
Lineage: Eukaryota; Fungi; Ascomycota; Leotiomycetes; Helotiales; Pleuroascaceae
Product: Serine phosphatase
Exons: 4
Coding region: 1-1023 (340 amino acids)
Biological process (GO): peptidyl-serine dephosphorylation
Cellular component (GO): FAR/SIP/STRIPAK complex
Molecular function (GO): protein serine/threonine phosphatase activity
Source: RefSeq, a predicted model, not a curated record